AUGAGUAGUGUUGUUUUGAAAGAAGCUUUCGAAGUUGAAUCUAAACAUGGUGCUUUUUAUACAGGAGGAAAAGUUCAAUGGAGUACAGAUGGACAAUAUAUAUUUUGUCAAAAAUAUGGUACAGUUUCUAUAUUAUCAGUAAAGAAAGGUAUAGUAAUAUCUUACUUAGGAGAAAGUAAUAAUAAUGAAGAAGAUACAAUUAAUACAUUUAUUGCAAGUAAUAAUAACUUAAACAUUAUCACACAUCAUAAAAGUGGUCUUUUCAAAUUAUGGAAUUGGAAAGAUAAUAAAUUAAUUAAAUUAUGGAAGUCUAUUCACAAAGGUCCUGUAGUUCAUAUUGCUCAUUCCAUGGAAAAAAAUUUGAUGGCUUCUGGAGGUAGUGAUGGUAUUGUCAGAUUAUGGAAUUUACAAUAUCAUACUUGUACUCAUAAUUUAAAAGGAGUUCAAGGAGUUAUAAGCAUUUUAGUUUUUCAUCCAAAUAUUGAUAAAGAACUUAUCUUUGCUGCUGGAGAUGAUAUUAGAAUUCAUGGUUGGAAUAUUAAAACUGGUGAAGAAGAAAUUACGCUUUCUGGACAUUUCAGUAAAGUUACAUCUUUAUCUUUUAUUAAAGAUAAGGAUUAUUUAAUUAGCUCAGGAAGAGAUAGAGUACUCAUUUUAUGGGAUCUAACUUCUGGAUCAUCAAUACGAGUUGUACCAGUUUAUGAAGAAAUAGAAGAUACAUUUAUUAUAUCUAAAAAUUUAUCACUACCUUUUUAUAACAAAGAUGAAAAUGCUAUUCAUAUUGCUACUGCAGGAGAAAAAGGAAUUGUAAAAAUUUGGGAAAUGAAAACUGGUAAAGAAGUAUAUGUACAAAAAAAUUCCAUUGUAUCAGCUGCAAAAGAAACAGAAACUCUCUCGAUUACACAUUUACUUUAUAAUGAUAUCAGUAAUAACUUUGCUGUAGUUACAGUUGAUCAUAAUAUAAUUAUUCAUUCAUUAGAAACAUUUGAAUGUAUAAAACAGUUAAUAGGCUACAGUGAUGAAAUUUUGGAUAUUGUAUUUCUUGGAGAUAAUGAGAGCCAUAUAGCAAUUGCUACUAAUAGUUGUGACAUAAAAUUAUACAGUACUUUAACUAUGAAUUGCGAAUUGUUACGUGGUCAUAUAGAUAUUGUGCUAUCUCUUGCUACAACACCUGCUAAUGUCUAUUUACUUAUAUCUGCAGCAAAGGAUAAUAGUAUUCGUGUAUGGCUUAUGGAUAAACAAACAAAUAAAAUAUCUUGCAUUGCAUCUGCUAUUAGACAUACUGCUCCUAUUGGUUCUAUUGCAAUUUCUCAAACAUCUUUCAAAUUUUUUGUUUCUGUUAGUCAAGACUUAUGUCUUAAAUUAUGGAAUUUACAAAAUGAUAUUGAAUUUAAAGGUAUAUGCUCUUUAAAUGUUAUUCAUACAACAUUGGCUCAUCAAAAAGAUAUUAACAGUGUAACUAUUUCACCAAAUGAUAAAUUAAUUGCUACUGGAUCUCAAGAUAAAACAGCUAAGUUAUGGUCUGCUGAUUUACAAUUACUUGGUGUAUUUCGUGGACAUCGUAGAGGAGUUUGGUGUGUGCGAUUUUCACCCAUAGAUCAAGUACUUCUAACAGCAUCAGCAGAUUGCACAAUAAAACUUUGGUCAUUAACAGAACUUCACUGUUUAAAAACACUUGAAGGUCAUGAAUCAUCAGUAUUAAAAGCAGAAUUUUUGUCACGUGGAAUGCAAAUAAUUACAGCAAGUGGAGAUGGUCUUUUGAAACUUUGGAAUAUUAAAACAUCAGAAUGUACAUGUAUUUUAGAACAGCAUGAAAGCCGUGUAUGGUCACUUGCAGUUAGUAAAAAUGAAAAAACUAUUAUUAGCGGUGGAAGUGAUUCAUUGUUAAUAAUUUGGAAAGAUGUAACUGAGGAAAAAAAAAUAAAAGCUGCAAAAGAAUUAGAACAAAUUGCAUUAGAAGAACAAAAAUUAUCAAAUUUAUUUAAAGCAAAUGAGUUAACUUCUGCAUUAAAAUUAGCUUUAAAAUUAGAACGUCCUUUUCAAGUUCUCAAAAUUGUAGAAACUAUGUUAAAAAAAAAUAAUUUUCAUCUUGAAAAAACAAUUCAUGAAUUAAAACCAAUUUACAAAGAAGAACUGCUGAAAUGUGCUAUUACAUGGAAUUUUAAUAGUAAAAAUUGUCAAGUUGCUCAGAUAAUUAUAAACACAUUAAUGAUGGAAAUAGAAAAUUUGGAAUUUCAAACAAAAUUAACUUCCACAUUGGAAUCUAUGAUACCAUACACUAAACGUCAUUAUAUAAGGAUAACAAAAUUAUUAGAAAAUUUGCAUUUAUUUAAUUAUACUCUCAAUCGUAUGAAACCACGGAUUACAAUUGUAGAAAUGAGCUAAAUAUGUAAUUAACGAAUUCUAUAAAGUUCUGUAAGAUUUUACAUAUUUUUUAAUAUAUUUUUAUUUUUUCAAUAUAAA
Messenger RNA from Apis mellifera (honey bee), 2463 nucleotides. RefSeq names its product transducin beta-like protein 3. The transcript has 15 exons. Bases 1 to 2385 code for a protein of 794 amino acids. Gene Ontology annotation, biological process: endonucleolytic cleavage in 5'-ETS of tricistronic rRNA transcript (SSU-rRNA, 5.8S rRNA, LSU-rRNA); endonucleolytic cleavage to generate mature 5'-end of SSU-rRNA from (SSU-rRNA, 5.8S rRNA, LSU-rRNA). NCBI's taxonomy places the organism in Eukaryota, Metazoa, Arthropoda, Insecta, Hymenoptera, Apidae. Gene Ontology annotation, molecular function: U3 snoRNA binding; protein binding. Gene Ontology annotation, cellular component: 90S preribosome; small-subunit processome; nucleolus. The record is from RefSeq and is a predicted model, not a curated record.